UGCCAUCGACAAAACAACGUGCAUCUGUAAGCUACUUGUGCAGCCAAAGGAGGCGUUAUUCGAUAUUCGUCUAAAGACACUACUUAAUUGCAAUUUUUUUAAAAAUAUUUUUUCAAAAAUGAGCAGCAAUUCAUCUAGUAGUAUUCCUGUGCGACGUGUUCAAAUUACUGAACCACAGAAUAUGCCAUCACGAUAUUCUGAGACCCCUGGUGGAACAAUUUUUAGCACAACCCCUGGAGGAACUAGAAUUAUUUAUGAAAGAAAGUUUUUGUUGGAUUUAAAGAGUUCCCCUCUGUCCAGAACUCCUACUAAUCUACCUGUAAUUCCUGGUGUUACUUUGGACGAUAAUGGCAAAAUUAUUGAAGAAAUGGAAGAACUUAAAGAGGAUUCUGUUCCUAAAACAAGCCAGUUAAAUGGUGAUCAAAAGAAAGAUGAAGAUCUUUUUGAAAUGGAUAUGUGAAUCUCGAUUUGUAAAGUUCUAAUCAACUGAGACAUUCAGUUCUGUAUGUUCUUGCAUAUCUAUAUUGUUUGUUUAUUCGAAUUAAACUCAAGCAGUUCGGAAAACAUGGAUAAAUAAAAUUUAAUCUUUGAUAUAUAUAUAUAUAUAUAUAUAUAUAUAUAUAUAUAUAUAUAUAUAUAUAUAUAUAUAUAUAUAUAUAUAUAUAUAUAUAUAUAUAUAUAUAUAUAUAUAUAUAUAUAUUGACAUACAUAUAACUAUUUGACUUCGAAUAAAAGGUUCCUUUUCUUUUUGUUUUAGUUUUUUUUUUAAACACAUGUUUUCCUUUUUAUCAUAGUUUUGUGUUUUAUUAUUUUUUUAAAAGUCAUUGUAUUUUUUGCAUAUUUACUGAUUUUUCUUAUGCUUUAAAUAAAAUAAAGAAUAAGGUUUGAUACUCAUUACGUAAUGUAGAACUUAAAUAUUGAAAUUGCUAAUUUGAUAUCAAACUGAAAACUAGAUUGGAUUAGAGAUUUUAGGCGGGAUUUAUUUGCAUGGUUUUUAAAGCUGUUGCGUUUUUGUAAAUAAUAAUUGUACCAGGCUAUUUUAUAGUCAACAUGAUUAGCUUUUUUUGUAAAUAUCUUUCUGCUAGGUAUUCAAAAAGAUUUAUUUUAAAGAAAA
This is a messenger RNA of Hydra vulgaris (swiftwater hydra), 1114 nucleotides long. Lineage: Eukaryota; Metazoa; Cnidaria; Hydrozoa; Anthoathecata; Hydridae. The record is from RefSeq and is a predicted model, not a curated record.